Cetraspora pellucida is the source of this 379-nucleotide messenger RNA. Lineage: Eukaryota; Fungi; Glomeromycota; Glomeromycetes; Diversisporales; Gigasporaceae. The record is from the annotation of a GenBank genome assembly.
AAGUUGGAAUGCGCGUGAAAAGUUGGCUAUCAUUACAUAUCUCGAAAAAAAUCCUACAGCAAGCAAACAGCACACUGCAAAAACAUUUGAAGUAACACCAAAACAACUGCGUGAAUGGAUUAAAAAAAAAAAUGAAUUAAAAACUGCUUCACUUUUUGUUAGACGGUUAAAUACUGGUUCACGUCCGAAAUAUCCACUUUUGGAAGAUGAGCUUAAAACCUGGAUCAGAUCUUUACGUUCUGCUCAAAAUGUUGUAUCUCAAAAUAUGGUUAGAACUAAAGCAAAGCAACUCGCAAAACAAUCACGUUUUACUUCACUUUACCUGACAAUUAAUGAAUGCAAGUGGAGUGAUAAAUGGCUUUCAAGUUUUAUGCGUUGA